AUGCUUGGCCGCCUCAUAAAAUCGAGUUCACCGCAGACGCCUGCGUUUGACGAUGCCUACACGCGAGACAUUCUAUAUGCUCUGCGGGCCGUGUCUCCGCCUGUCCUGUUUGACCCAAGACGCUUUCGCCUCGUUGUGGGCCAAGACACGGGCAAUCUUCGUGCCAAACAGGUUUUGUUCGACUCGGACCAGAGCCCCACGCAAAAUGGCUCUGCCCAUAUAAGCACAAUGCACAACCAAGCGCAUUUAGAAAACGCACAUGGCCACAGUGUUCAUGCAUCAUCUUCAGCGUCUCUAGCUGGCCUGUACUCGGGCCCCAAAGUCUCUAGCAGCGAAAUUGCAGAUUACAUGUUUGGGCGCGGCAUUCCCACCAGCGAACUGGCACCGGCAACAAAGGUCCAUGUGCUUUACCUGGCGCAAGGGCGGCCCGCCCUAUUGGUGACCAAGUUGUUCUCGCUCGCAGGGCGGCCGGACUCCGAAAGCGCGCCCGAUUGGGCGCCUGCGCCCACAUUUUCUUCGCGGUCGCACACGCUUCCCGCGCCAAGCUGCCGCUUUUCCGUCGGCGUGGUGAUCCCGCUCGAGCAGCCGCCGCACAUUCUUCUUUCCACCCUUUGGCCCUCUCUUGCACAACAUUUAGCGCAGCUUCAAAAUUCUGUUUCGGAAAAACUUGUGGCCGCACUCCGUCUGGCCCCCAACGGCGUCUGCUAUGUCCGCCAGCGCCGGAUUGUGUUCCCGGCGCAUCUUCUUCAGCAAGACAUCGAUUUGGCUCAGCUGGUUCCAUGCUUGGCCCGCGCAGUCCAGGCCACGUUCAAUACGCCGCGCCUUGCAAGUACGCACACCUUGAUUCGGGCGGCGCGCGCCCCGGAGUCGCCCUUUCGUUUUUUUCUCGUCAGCUGGGCGACCGAAGUGGUCAACUGGCUCGAGUUUAAAGACGGCCGGAAGGCUGGGUUUUUGGCGGGGCUCAUGGCUGCCGUGGGUGGGCUAAGAGAAAGUGAAGGCGUGCAGAACGUAGAAGGUGGGACAGAAAAUGGCACGGCUGAUUCUACAAAUACAGACAGUGAACCGAAAAACGACCGUGACCACCUUGACAAAGAGGAAGUGGAAACGGUGGAUAUCAGUGGGUUUGACUCCUUGCGCAUCGCCAAAUCUAAUGAGCAAGAACCAGAAGUGAAGUCUCACCGCAACGAGACAGAACGCUACUCUGGAUCGUCUUCCACUAUCACGGACGGAAGCUCUCUGGAGAAUUAUGAUGCAAACAGCUCGAAAGCAUCGGUUAAAACUUUGAAACAGUCCCUUUCGGCUCAUAAACUGUUCUCAUAUCUCACGUCCAACAUCUCGUCUCGGCUUAAUCACCAGGUUUCCGACUCCUACUCGUCAGAAACCGCUCUGUCCCAUCCGACCUCCUGCAAAACUCGCGUGGUCAUUAUGACAGGAAAUUCUGCGGUGGCUAAACGGCUUGUUUUCAUUUUGAACGCUCUUUUCCCUCAGUCUUUCGUCGCUCCUCCGCUUCUUGACACAGAGUCUCCAUCUCCAAAACCAAGCACACCCGAAAGCUCAAGUCCGUCGCUGGUUGUCAUGCACUCUCUGCGCCCGAUUGCACAUUGUCUGGGACCGAUUCCUAUCCGCUCUAGUCCUCUGGCGGGCUGGGAGAUCCCACGGAAGUCCGGUGCAAGCCUCAAUAGCACAACAUCUCACGUUCCUGUUCAUACAUCGGCUUCUACUGCUUGUCUCUCCACAUCGCUCACUUCCCUUUCUUCGAGUGCGUCGAGCUACUCGUUUUCAAAGCUUGGAGGCAGUUUUUUCGAAAAGUGGCGUCUGGUCCAGGAGCUGCCCGAACCAAGGAGACCUGAGGAUGAGUCGGACGGCCGCCCACGGCUUUCUCGAACGCAGUCUAUGCUAAAUUUGACCAACUCGAAUCCUGCCGCUCAUAGUGUUCAGCGCGACCGAAGUGCCAUGUUCUUGUUUGCCGGGAAGGUUCUGCCCGACACUUCUGUGGAUGAUUUUAAUGCCGAGCGUAUUCGCCGGAAAUGUAAUCUGAUCAUGGAAGAAUCAAUCAAGUACACGGUGGACUCGGAGAAAAAUGCUCUCUUUGUUCCACCGCCCGGCUCCUCUUCUCUCAUCCAGCGGACGCCUCUUUUGCCCAACGUGGCUUUUGUUGACGAGUUUCGUCCUGAAUUUUCUCUUCAGGCAUGUCCCAUGAGCGCUUCGCUCGAGAAUCUGGUUAUUUCUGCUAUGAAAAACGACUUGCUAGUUUACGAUUGUUCCAAGACUAUUUUUGUGAGUUUGCGGGCACGAGAAGUUAAACUAAUCGAAGUGGGUCCCGAUUCCACUAGAAAGUUCAACGUCAGUAUCCGGAAAAUCAUUUCCCCGGGCCGUUGUUAUUUGGAUAGAAGCAAGGUCUCCGGUAUCGAGGAGCAAUUGCAAACAUUAACACGGAUUGUUAGUGGAAUUAAUAAUGGCGGAGAAGGUGUGGGCCAAAGCGAGAAAUAUAACCGUGUGUUAUUCGAGACAGUGCUGGAACUUAUACUCUGA
Molecule: messenger RNA, 2532 nt
Organism: Clavispora lusitaniae ATCC 42720
Lineage: Eukaryota; Fungi; Ascomycota; Pichiomycetes; Serinales; Metschnikowiaceae
Source: RefSeq, a predicted model, not a curated record